CUGCGGUACCCCGGGGUGGUGCACUGGGGUUUGCAUGUUAUGACAGCAGAGGGUAGGGCUGCUCAGGACUGACAUCUCUCUCUGAUUUCAGGAACUGUCCUUCGCCUUUUAAAAGAAAGAAAGAAAAGCAAGGAGCUAAUGUGAGACAUGAGACCCCACAGCAUCAGCCUGGCAGGAAGGCUCCAACGUACGAAGAUGUCCCGGAGUUUCCUGUCUACGCCACUGUGAGUAAACCCAGGAGUGCCAAUCAGGAUGACAGCAUUCAUUAUGCAGACAUCCAAGUGUUCACCAAGGUCCGGGAGCGCUCUGCAGCAGAGGUGAAGAACUUACAAAUGCAGAAUGCCACAGAGUAUGCCACCCUCAACUUCCCCCGGCCCAGGCUGAAAUAUGACAGUAAGAAUGGGACCCUGGUAUAA
This is a messenger RNA of Pterocles gutturalis (yellow-throated sandgrouse), 416 nucleotides long. Its product is annotated as chromosome unknown open reading frame, human C11orf52. Gene Ontology annotation, cellular component: extracellular exosome. The record is from RefSeq and is a predicted model, not a curated record. Lineage: Eukaryota; Metazoa; Chordata; Aves; Pterocliformes; Pteroclidae. The annotation marks the transcript as partial. The transcript is spliced from 3 exons.